Messenger RNA from Leucoraja erinaceus (little skate), 1288 nucleotides. RefSeq names its product transcription factor Spi-C-like. Gene Ontology annotation, cellular component: nucleus. NCBI's taxonomy places the organism in Eukaryota, Metazoa, Chordata, Chondrichthyes, Rajiformes, Rajidae. Bases 1 to 861 code for a protein of 286 amino acids. The transcript is spliced from 3 exons. Gene Ontology annotation, molecular function: DNA-binding transcription factor activity, RNA polymerase II-specific; sequence-specific DNA binding. Gene Ontology annotation, biological process: cell differentiation; regulation of transcription by RNA polymerase II. The record is from RefSeq and is a predicted model, not a curated record.
AUGAGUAAAGUUUUCUUUAUUUUUGUUUGUUCUCAGAGUUGUUGGGGACAAGACAGCUACAGCCCACUCUUCAAUGAUGCCUUUGAGGUGAUACAUCACCAACAACCCCCGCCCUUCCACCAAGAACCCCCUCUCCAGUAUAUUCGAAGCAAGUAUCUCACUCCUUUACCUCCGCCGGCCGCCGGUGGAGUUGAGUUUAUUGGGCACCAGAUAACGUUGUCGCGUUGGGUAACCCUCUUCCCUUCUCGUCCAGGUCCUCCUCCGCACUCCAUGCACAGCCUCCAGCACCACCCGGACGCGGGGUCUACGCCGUACCAAAUCCUAGACAUCCAACCCCAGCGACUCCACGACAUGGUGGAUUUCAACAUGGAUAGCACCAAGCUGAUGUACGAGAGCGGGGUCCAGAUCCCAAACUAUUACCCAGAGAGUCACAUUCCGGAUUUCUUCAUCCCAAGGCAAGGGAAAGGCAGAAAGAGGCUUCGCCUGUACGAGUUCCUGAGCGAAUCCCUGCGUGACUCGGAGAUGUCCGACUGUAUCCAGUGGGUGGACAGGAAGAGCGGGGUCUUCCAGUUCAUCUCCAAGAACAAGGAGAAGGUGGCCGAGAUGUGGGGCCGGAGGAAGGGCAACCGCAAAACCAUGACCUACCAGAAGAUGGCCCGGGCCCUGAGGAACUACAGCCGCACCGGUGAGAUCGUCAAAGUCCGCAGGAAGCUCACCUACCGCUUCGAUGCCCAGUUGUUGCAGAGACUGGGAGCGGAGGCGGCCUCCCCCUACCCGCUCACUGACCAGCAGCACUACACCUGUGAGCACUGGCACUACAACUGCACCUACAACGAGCUGUUGCAGGAGGGUGCCACGUGAUCUGUCCCCACCCUCGCAGGCUGCCUUUAUAAACACAAGAGGGUAUCCACAAAUUAACCCACCUCUGGACAAACAUGGUUUCUACUCUGUAAAUAAGUCUUGGCCCUUUUUUAAUCUGCGUCGCUGUAUCUGUAUGUCUAUGUGUGUGUUUCUAUUUCUAUGCGUGAAUGUGUGUGUCUGUCUCUCUGUGAGUGUUUGUCUUUGUGUGUGAGAUCGACAUGUGUAUCUGUGUGUGUCUAUGUGUCUCUCUCUAUGUGUGUAUCUAUGUGUAUGUGUCUAUGUGUGUAUCUCUGCCUGUGUCUGUGUGAGUGUGUGUGCGCGUGUGUAUCUAUCUCUGCGCAUGUAUGUGUGCCCAAACCACAGCGUUACUCCAGCACUUUCUGUUUUGCCCAAGAUUCCAGCAUCUGCACUCGUGUGUCUAUGUAUG